CAGAAACAUAUUAUAUCAAAAAUGGUCAAAGAAUCAGUAUUCUGUGUGGUAUCAGUAUUAAUUAUACACCUUUCUACAUCGAGUCAUAUUUUCCACGAGAAGACUGGUAUAACGUUCCAUCCGGAGUAUGACGCCGAAUACUUCGGUUAUUCCGUCAUUUUGAGUCCCGAUGGACUACUAGUUGGAGCCCCAAAAGCAAAAGAACCCAAAGAGUCCUCGCGAGGAAUCAAACCUGGAAUGGUAUUCAAUUGUUCACUUGCCUACUUGGAUCUAAAGGAUGGAGCUUGCACUACUAUAAAACGAUCUGGAAGAGCAGGUAACGAGAAUAUACUCAAUAGAUUGAUGCCUGGUUUCCUUCGAGAUGACAUGUGGUACGGAGCGUCCAUGGUGUUGCUGCCUGGAGGACGACUUUUGGUUAACGCCCCAAGAUGGACAUCUCCUUACGGGACGAAACAUUUAUUGAUGAAUGGCAUUAGUUUACUGCAGACGAGGAGAGGAAACCGACCUAUACACUGUUUAAAAGAUUAUAAUCGUCAAGCUUACGUCACAGAUGGAAGUAGACGAGAGUAUGGGGCAUAUGGUACCCACCUCAAUUUCUACGCAUACGGACAAGCUGGGAUGUCAGCGGCUGUUACCAAGAUGAACACAGUUAUACUUGGAGCUCCUGGACUAUUGCAAUGGACUGGUGGCGUGAUAAGUCUAUCAUACUUCCCAAAUGACACCGGUACAUACACGAACAAGUUGCCUACAAUGAAUCCUUACCUUAGCAAGGACUUGGGACCUGAUGAUUAUUUUGGAUACAGCGUCGACUCUGGAAUAUUCGACAGUAGUGGACAGGUGAUGUAUGUAGCUGGGGCUCCUCGAUAUAACAUUGCUAGUGGUCAGGUAGUCAUAUUCGUUCCACCAACGGAAGAGCUGGAGCCCUUAACCAUUAAGGCAAAAAUCAGGGGUCCUCAAACCGGCUCGUACUUUGGAGCCAGUGUCUGCUGCACAGACCUCAAUGGAGAUGGGUUCGAUGACCUGUUAAUUGGAGCACCAACGUAUGUGAAGGAUGAUGGUGGUCUACCUUACGAUCAAGGAGCUGUUUUUGUUUAUUUGUCUAAGGAAAAGGACUUCAGUUUCAUUUUUGUAGAAAGUGGUAUUGUGACGGGAUCUGGUACUAACGGAGCAUGGUUUGGGCUCUCCAUUGCUGACCUUGGAGACAUUGAUGGCAAUGGAUUCAAAGACGUAGCUAUAGGAGCACCAUGGGAAGAUGAUGGGAUUGGAGCAGUUUACAUUUAUAGAGGAUGUUCUAAAGGACUCAGUACAAAUAACGUACAGCGUAUACAGCCCCGUACUGCCCGAGGCUUUGGGUGGUCUAUAGCCAAAGGCGUUGAUAUAGACCAAAAUAACUGUAGCGAUCUAGCCAUCGGAGCUCAAAACAGUCAGACAGCGUACCUCUACCGAUGUAUUCCAACCAUUAAAGUCCACGCUUCAAUAAAGGUGCCUAAUGCCAUAAACCUGCCACACAAUGCCACAAGUUUUCAAGCUGAGUUCUGUGUCUCAUCGCCUUUUAUGGAACUAUGGCCUCAUGUGGAGCUGAAUAUUAUUGCGAAUAUUGAGGCUGAUCCUGAAUCCAACAGAGCCAUGAUAUCAGGAGAAUCAAAAUACAAAGUCCGUGUUAGACCAGGCAUUGAAACGUGUGAUCAACAAGAGAUUGAAGUAAAUCCAACUGGUGAUUUAUCGAAGCCAAUAGAAUUGGUAUUUCAACUAGAACCUGAUGAGUUGAUGAAAGAGGAUUCGGAAACAUUUUUAAUGAAUGCUGCAAGAUUAUCUGAGGAGUCAACUUUGAAGACUUCGUUCCUCAUUCAGCUGAUGAGGGAUUGUGGGGAAGACCUGAUCUGCACUCCUUGGCUGGACUUGACCUUAGAAGCUUUGAAUAAUCCCUAUGUUCCCGGAUCCAACACAUCACUAGGAGCACGAAUCACAAUAGUCAAUCAAGAAGAACCAGCGUAUGCUGCUAAAGUUAAUAUUUCUAUACCAAUAUCACCCAAAAGGAUACCUAGCGAAUGUUCUUUAGAUGAUCACAGAAUGACUUGCGAUGUUCCUUCACCUUUACUUAGGGGUGAAAAGAUUGUAUGGGAAAUUGAAUUAGAUUACGAAAUGAACCAUGAUGCUAAUGAUACGGAGGAUACUGUUAUUGGAAUUAGAGUUGAAUUGACUGAUCCGUUGUAUAGAAAUGUCACUGAUGAUAAUGUCACUGAUGUGUUUAUUAGUGUCAGUCAUGAAGCUGACUUUAGUGUUAGUGGAAAAGCAAUGCCAAAUGCAACGCUAUCUAUACCCAGGGAUAGUUUAGCGGCCGGGAGCAACUUCACUUUUAAACAUUACUUUGAGAUCACAAAUCUUGGUCCCUCUGAUACAUCUGCUGUAGAAGUUUAUAUUAAUAUACCAGACAAGACUGCCCUUUCCACCAAUAUUUCUGGUUGUGUACCAACUGAGAUGAUAAAUCAAUGGAUGUGUAUUUGGCCCAUACCAGCCAAAGAUUCCCGUCCAGUUUAUGUUCCUCUACAAAUGGAUCUUAGUAAAGAAGGAAAUUAUCUUUUAGAGAAUACUACGUACAACGCAACUACUAAAGUCGCUGUUGUCUUUAAAAAGAAAGCUACCAAUUUCGAGGUGACAACCCGAUUGAUUCUGGAGCCUGCAAGUAUAACUUGGAAGUUGAUACUGAUUUGUGUGCUACUCGGCCUGUUGGUGCUUGCUGUGAUAGUGACUAUACUUUACAAACGAGGAUUCUUCCAGAGAACUACUCAUAGAAUGCUUCAAGAACAGAAGAACAAUCAGAGACUGCUACAAGAGAGUGACUCUUCAUCAGGACAGAUGGAAGAGGAGCAUGACAUACCGUUAGAUUCUGAUGAGGAAUUAUAACAUUGACAUACUUUUACUUGUGGCGAUAGAUUAUUUUAUAGAGAGAUAAAGUGAGAUAGAGAGCGAGUGAGAGAGAGAAAGAGAGAGAGACAGAAAGAAAGAGAAAGAGAAAGAGAAAGAGAAAGAGAAAGAGAAAGAGAAAGAGAAAGAGAAAGAGAAAGAGAAAGAGAAAGAGAAAGAGAAAGAGAAAGAGAAAGAGAAAGAGAAAGAGAAAGAGAAAGAGAAAGAGAAAGAGAAAGAGAAAGAGAAAGAGAAAGAGAAAGAGAAAGAGAAAGAGAAAGAGAAAGAGAAAGAGAAAGAGAAAGAGAAAGAGAAAGAGAAAGAGAAAGAGAAAGAGAAAGAGAAAGAGAAAGAGAAAGAGAAAGAGAAAGAGAAAGAGAAAGAGAAAGAGAAAGAGAAAGAGAAAGAGAAAGAGAAAGAGAAAGAGAAUGAGAAUGAGAAUGAGAAUGAGAAUGAGAAAGAGAAAUAAGUUGACUGAUAGACUGAUAUUUGUAAAUAAAAAUUUUAAAGAAAAUAUAAACUUAAAUUUUUUUUUGGAGAGGAGAACGAGAAAGUUGGAGGCUCUAAAAUUAAUGCAAUUUAGUCGGAUUAUAAAUGAGCGAUAAAGACACCAAAGAGAUUAUUAUUAGAAUAGGUAUUGAAAUAUAGGUAUAGUUUUCUAGGCUCAUAAUUUUGUUUGUUCGAUAUACAUUUGUAUUAAUUAUAUUCUUAUUUUUAAAAAG
This is a messenger RNA of Spodoptera frugiperda (fall armyworm), 3626 nucleotides long. Its product is annotated as integrin alpha-PS3. Bases 22 to 2904 code for a protein of 960 amino acids. The transcript has 21 exons. Lineage: Eukaryota; Metazoa; Arthropoda; Insecta; Lepidoptera; Noctuidae. Gene Ontology annotation, cellular component: external side of plasma membrane; integrin complex. The record is from RefSeq and is a predicted model, not a curated record. Gene Ontology annotation, biological process: integrin-mediated signaling pathway; cell adhesion mediated by integrin; cell-cell adhesion. Gene Ontology annotation, molecular function: integrin binding.